CGUGCUAAGAGGUCGCGAGCAUGACUCAUCAAAAACACUUCAAGGCUUAUAAAAGGAUCGUCGCGCGAACUUCUGCGCACUGCACUUCAGGAGCAGCUCGCGCACUGUCUGAAACACAGCUUUCACGACCUACUUUAUUCUACACGAUGGCUCCCUACACACUCACGUACUUUCCAGUCAAAGGCAGAUGUGGUGCCUUGAAGAUGAUGCUGGCGGACAAUGACCAGCAGCUGAAGGAGAAUAUGGUGUCCAUAGAGGAGUGGAUGAAGGGUGAUAUGAAAGGCAGCUGUUUGUUUGGUUGGUUUAAUUUUUUUGAUGGUGACCUGGUCCUGUAUCAGUCCAAUGCUAUGUUAAGGCAUUUGGGUCGCAAACAUGGUGCAUAUGGAAAAAAUGACUGUGAGGCUUCUCUUAUUGACAUGAUGAAUGAUGCAGUUGAAGAUCUUCGCCUAAAAUACAUAAAGCUGAUCUACCAGGAAUAUGAGACUGGUAAGGAAGCAUACUGCAAAGAUCUGCCCAACCACCUCAAACCAUUUGAAUCUGUUCUGUCCAAAAGCAAAUCUGGAUUCCUAGUUGGUGAUCAGAUCUCAUUUGCUGACUACAACCUGUUCGACCUUCUGCUGAAUCAUAAAGUCCUUUGCUCUGCCUCUCUGGACUCCUUCCCAACUCUCAAGAGCUAUGUGGAUAAGAUUGCUGCCCGGCCCAAAAUCAAAGCCCUCCUGGAGUGUGAAAACUUCAAGAAGCUUCCCAUCAAUGGCAAUGGCAAGCAGUAAUUCAGUAGAACAUUCUCAAACAAUGGCACUUGCUGUUAAAAGGCCUUAACUGGUGCUCUGUGAUUAGCAAAAUAUCUUUGUAUGAAUAUCUAUUUUCUGUGUUUAACUGUUUUUGAUAGUUGUUGCUAACUGAAAUCCAUGUAUCAAUUAUUAUGAACAAUAAAAAAAGUAAACAUCCAGAAUGGUUUCAGUGCUGCUUUAAAGAAUAACUCUAUACCUAUAUAUGAAACAUGUUUUAAAUUGCAUUAAAUAAGUUUUUAAUCAUUUUAAAGUUUAAUAUUUUAGUAACUUUCCAAAAAUGACUUGCGACUCUAUGCUGCCUUUAUUUACAUUAGAUUGGUUAGCGUGAACAUUCAAAUUAUACUUAUUAAAAAAGAUGUAGGUAAAAUGAAGAGCAUUUGUUAAUCUGAGUCUGAGUAAUUCAUUACUAAACUUGAAUUAUAUUUUAUAUAAAUUCAUUCCCUUUGGCUUUUUUACUUAUUCAUUUUCCCUAUUAGUUUUAGUAAUUUGAUUUUUAAAAAAAAAUGUAUUGCAAUAUGUAAUAUAUUUUACUUUUAUAUACAAUAAACUUAUAAUUAAAAUCCAA
Messenger RNA from Cyprinus carpio (common carp), 1356 nucleotides. RefSeq names its product glutathione S-transferase P. NCBI's taxonomy places the organism in Eukaryota, Metazoa, Chordata, Actinopteri, Cypriniformes, Cyprinidae. The coding region runs from base 21 to 770 and encodes 249 amino acids. Gene Ontology annotation, cellular component: cytosol. The record is from RefSeq and is a predicted model, not a curated record. Gene Ontology annotation, molecular function: glutathione transferase activity. Gene Ontology annotation, biological process: glutathione metabolic process. The transcript is spliced from 7 exons.